This is a messenger RNA of Pyrus x bretschneideri (Chinese white pear), 1208 nucleotides long. Its product is annotated as frataxin, mitochondrial-like. The transcript has 5 exons. Bases 66 to 572 code for a protein of 168 amino acids. Gene Ontology annotation, biological process: intracellular iron ion homeostasis; iron incorporation into metallo-sulfur cluster. Gene Ontology annotation, cellular component: mitochondrion. The record is from RefSeq and is a predicted model, not a curated record. Gene Ontology annotation, molecular function: ferroxidase activity; 2 iron, 2 sulfur cluster binding; iron chaperone activity. NCBI's taxonomy places the organism in Eukaryota, Viridiplantae, Streptophyta, Magnoliopsida, Rosales, Rosaceae.
AUUUAGGCCCAUCCCGUCUUCUACCUCAAGCUUUAGCUCGAGAAAGAAGCUGUUGGCUUUCCGCUAUGGCUUCAAAGCUGCUUCCGCUGCGACGGCUCUCGAGGAGGCUUCUCAGACCUCCAUCUUCUCCUUCUUCUUCUUUCACCGCCUCCAGGUCGUGCUUCCAUAUUCUAGAAGCUAAGAAAUCUCCUCAUCUCUCCUCGAACAGCCACGACGGACCUCGUCGUUGGAUAGCUUCCAGAAGCUUCUGUUCGAGCCCUUUGAAUCUCGAUGACGAUACUAAUAUUCCCGCCGCCAUCGAUUACCAUUCUGUACUACAGGAGGAUGAAUUUCACAGGCUAGCUGAUUCUACAAUACAAGACCUCCAAGAGAAAUUCGAGGAAUAUGGAGAUUCUGUUCAAGUCGACGACUUUGACAUAGACUAUGGGAAUGAGGUGCUGACCUUAAAACUCGGGGAUCGUGGUACCUAUGUUUUGAACAAACAAACACCAAACAGACAAAUUUGGUUGUCUUCCCCGGUGAGGUUCUUAGCUGAAGCAAGAACGGGUAUCAAAUGGCGCAGGCUUGAAUAAAACGUCUCCUACAAGAUUUUGGAAAGGAAGCUAAAAAUUUGAAAUUGAAACUAAUUUGUAGGAAAUAUUAUCUGAUUAGCGAGUGGUGACUAGAAUCUUGAAUGGUAGCCCUUCAACUGGAACCUGUGACGUUCCUUCUCUCACGUGGAAGAAUGUCCUGAUGCCCUUAAACUCAUGAAAGGGAGGGAGUUUGAUGGGGCGGAGGGUCUUUACUGUUUACGCAUCUUCUAUAUGGGAAAUCCCAUCCAUUGCAGCACAUUUUUAUACAUAAUCAAUCUCAGAAAUCCAUGUGCUCAGUAUUCUGUGGAGAUGUGACUCACUGAGUUACCAUCAUGCAUGUGCCCAUUAUUCUUGGCACGACGUUGAUGUAUAACAUGUUUCCAAUGUGGUGGCCAUUGACAUGUCUUUGUGGAAGCUAACUACAUUCAUUGUAGCUUUGAGCCUUGUGUUUACAGAAGUGGAAUGCUUUACUAUACUGCCAUGUCAAUUGUGAUGUAAACAUGGUCUCCCGUAAUCACCAUCUUGACAAGUACUUGUAUUAAUAUUGUAAUCCCAUGAUAGAAAUUUUCGUGCUCAUUCUCCUACCUGCAUCUUGCUCAUGUAGUGUUAGAAAUCCACGGUCCUGUUUACUCCUUA